Molecule: messenger RNA, 636 nt
Organism: Auanema sp. JU1783
Lineage: Eukaryota; Metazoa; Nematoda; Chromadorea; Rhabditida; Rhabditidae
Source: the annotation of a GenBank genome assembly
AUGCCCAAGAAGUUCGCCGUGAACGGAGUGAAUUUUUGGGUUGAUGGGGCCGAUUUCGCAGACGUAUGCCAAAUACUCAAAGAAAACGUAGUGCUGGACAAUCCAGAGAAUUUUGAGUGUGAGGCAGAAAUGGAGAAAUACUCGGCGAAAACUUUCAUCGAUAAAUCUCGUUAUUAUUUGUCCCUCAACCCUCCAGAUUUAUUUAAAUCUGCUGAAAAAGCGUGGUAUUCUGCAGUUUGUGCAGUUAAAGAACUUUUCUUAACUGCUGCUUACGUUGACAUCAAGUCGCACAAGGGUUUGAGUUAUUUCACAGACUUUGCUCUCUACUCUUCUCGCGACUCUAUACCAUUUCCACAACGUUACUUUCUUCGAAACAACUGCUGGGAAAGCGUGGAGAGGCUCCACCAGGAUCUCUACGAUUCACCAACUUACGAGCUGAGCGAUUAUUCUACUUUGAUAAAUAAUAUUGAGACGUUCGUUACCACAUUCGCAAACUUGGAUAGACAACAUCUUUCAUCUGAAUUUAAAAAAACAUUCAUAAUAGAAUCUGUUGCAAAUGUGGACUUAAGGAAAGCUGAUGGUUACACAAAACUAGGAGGUUUAGAUUAUAAGCGCGAGUACGUUGUGAUUGUUUAA